Molecule: messenger RNA, 4338 nt
Organism: Olea europaea var. sylvestris
Lineage: Eukaryota; Viridiplantae; Streptophyta; Magnoliopsida; Lamiales; Oleaceae
Product: protein NETWORKED 1D-like
Exons: 2
Coding region: 23-4282 (1419 amino acids)
Cellular component (GO): plasma membrane
Molecular function (GO): actin filament binding
Source: RefSeq, a predicted model, not a curated record
AUUCUGUCAUUCUGUAACAGAUAUGGAUACCAAAGUCAAAGCAAUGAUCAAGCUUAUAGAAGAAGAUGCAGAUUCAUUUGCAAGGAGGGCGGAGAUGUAUUACAAGAAACGUCCGGAGCUUAUGAAACUAGUUGAGGAGUUCUACCGGGCAUAUCGUGCACUUGCAGAAAGAUAUGGUCAUGCUACUGGUGUGAUUCUCCAGGCUCACCAGACUAUGGCAGAAGCUUUUCCAAAUCAAGUUCCCUUGACAUUUGCUGAUGAUUUGUCUGCAAAUUCGGUCUCUGGGAGUGACCCUAGAACUCCUGAGAUUUCAACCCCUGUAAGUGCAUUACGUGAAAUGAAUAAGAAUGCUGUGGAACUCUCUUCAUCUUAUUUUCAUUCUGCCGCACAGAUUGAAGAAUUCACAACUGAGUCCAUCCCUGACUCUGUAAAGGGAACAAUUGGUUCAGAACAGUUCAAUGAUCUCUUUUGGCCUGGUGAUCAUGCUAGAUUGAUGGAAGGGACGGUGAGAAAGGGCCUUAAUUUUGAUGAAACAGAGGAGAAACAACAAAGUGUUCAGUCGGAGGAGAUUCUGAUCUUGAAGGAAACCAUUGCUCGGAUGGAGGCCGAGAAGGAAGCUGUCCUUGUUCAGUAUCAACAGAGUCUGGAUAAAGUAUCCAAGCUUGAAACUGAUAUUUCUCUUACCCGAGAGGACUCAAAAGUUCUUAGUUAUCGUGCAAGUAAUGCAGAAAAUGAAGUUGUUAUCUUGAAGGAAUCACUGUCCUACUUGGAAGCUGAAAAGGAGGCUACCCUUAAAAGGUACCAUCUAUGCUUGAACAUGAUAGCUGAUCUUGACAAUAUUAUUUCUAGUGCCCGAGAUCGUGCAAAGGAACUUAAUGAAAAAGCCAGCAGAGCAGAAGCUGAAGCUCAAUCUUUGAAAGAUGCAUCUCACAAUCAGUACAUGCAAUCUUUGGAGAAAAUAGGGAACCUGGAGAACAAACUACAAAUUACUGACAAAGAAUCAAUAAUGAUGAAAGAUCGAGCAGAAAAGGCAGAAAGUGAGGUUGAGAUUCUGAAGCUGACCGUUUCCAAAUUUACUAAAGAGAAGGAAGCUGCGACUCUCCAACACCAGAAAUGCUUGGAGAUGAUUUCCAGUCUAGAGCACAAAGUCAUAUGUGCCAAGGAGGAGGAACAGCGGUUAACUGUCGAGGUAGAUAUUGGAGCUUCCAAAUUUAAAGAUGCUGAAGAGCAAUGUCUUCUGUUAGAAAGAUCAAAUCAAUCUCUUCGCUCCGAGGUGGAAUCCUUGAUGUUGAAGAUGGAAACUCAAACUCAAGAACUUACGGAGAAGCAAAAGGAAUUGGGAAGACUUUGGAUUUGUAUACAGGAAGAGCGCUUGCAUUUUGUGGACACUGAAAAAGCUUUCCAAGCUUUGCAGCAUUUACACUCUCAAACUCAGGAAGAACUGCGAUCUAUGGCUUCAGAAUUGCAGAAGAGGGCUCGAAUUUUGAAAGUUGUAAAGACCCGAAACCGGAGUUUAAAAGAUGAUGUCUUCAAGUUUAAGAAGGAGAACAAGAACUUGGAUGAGCUCAAUGCAUCUUCAGCCUUGUCGAUGAAGUAUAUGCAAAAUGAGAUCUGUAGCUUAAAAGAAACGAAAAGGAACAUUGAGGGGGAACUUGAACUUCAACUCAGUCAAAGUAAUGCACUUCAAAACGAAGUUCACUGCCUUAAAGAAGAAUUAAAUGAUUUGAACAAGAGACACCUUUCAUUUUUGGAGAAGGUGGAUGCCAUAGGCCUGAACCCAGAGUCCUUAGAAUUAUCAGUGAAGGAAUUACAGGAUCAGAAUUUUAAUCUGAAGGAAACUUGCAACAGAGAAAGAAGUGAUAAAGUAAUUCUAUUGGAGAAGCUAGAGAUUUUGGAGCACCUCCUGGAGAAACAUUCAAUUUUAGAAACUUCAAUGGAGCAAUCCCAUGAAUCUCUUUCAGAGGAGAAAUUGAUUCUUCUUGAUGAGAACACUACACUCAUGACUCAGCUACAGGUAACACGUGAGACUCUAGAGCAACUCUCACAGAAGAACACUGUUCUUGAGAAUUCCCUUUCUCAUGCUCAUGAUGAACUUCAAGCUCUGAAGGAUAAAUCUAAAAGCUUAGAAGAUUCAUGUCAGUUACUUGUCACAGAGAAGAUUGAUCUGGUUAGAAAGAAGGAGGCUCUAACUUCUCAGCUUGAAAGCACUCAAAUAAGAUUGAGGGCUGGGGAGUGCAAAGUCGAUGAACUAAUGACUGAGAUAGGCAAUUUACACAGGAAGUUAUUGGAUGUGCAGGUGGCUUGCCAGAAGUUACAGAAACAGAAUUUAGAAAUUUGCGAGGAGAAAAGAUCCUUGGCAGACAAGUUCUUACAAUUAAAGGAAAAGAAUCUCAUCAUAGAAGAGGAAAAUUCUGCUUUAUGUUGCAAAAUGUUAGCUCUAGAUAACUUCUCCUCGAUUAUCAAAGACUGUGUUCGUGAGAAAUUCAUGGUAUUAAGAGAACUUGGUGAUGAUCUAAAUAAACUUCAUGGUGACAAUGGUGCUAUUAUAGGAAUGUUAAGCUCAAAUGAGAGGAGGUUGAAAGAUUUACAAAUGGAAAAUCUUCAUCUCCAUGAGAGAUUGCUGAUGACAGAGGAUGAAUUGAAAAUUGUCUCCAUUGCCAAAGAUCAGCUGAAUAACGAGAUUGAAAAUGGAAAGAGUGUGUUACAUCAAAACAAACUGGAACUUCAGGAUGCUCAAUGGAAGAUAAAUCUGAUCAAAACUGAGAAGUUCAAAUUGAGAGAUAAUAUGGAAGAUUUGAUGAUGAAGUAUAAUGAGCUCAAUAAGAUUAGAGACUGCCAAGAAAAUCAGAUUUUCAAACUCUCUGAGGAGAAUGGCCAACUAAGUAUGGAGAAUGACGUAUUGGAGGCUCAUGCUACAUUGGUUUUUGGUCAAUUACAGUCCUCUAUAGUCAGCCAGCAUCUCUAUGAGCAGAAGUUUCAUGAGCUCUACAAAGCUUGUGUUGGCUAUAUAGAUGAAAAUGAAGGUCUCGAAAGUCAACUGACUGCUUAUGGGGCUGCAAUAAUUUCUUUGAAGGAAUGCAUUUCAUCCCUGGAGAACCACACCAAUUUAUACGUCAACCUUCGAAAUCCUAAACAUGAGGAAAUGGAGGGUAAUCAAUUGAUGAAUCAUUCAUGUGGAAACCAUUUAAAUGAAGUUGAGAAGACCACAGUACCAGAUACAUUAUCAAACUUGCAAAGUUUGCAAGCUAGGAUUCAAGCCAUUGAAAAGGCAACAGUCGAGAUGACACACCUCCUUUUUCAGGAAAACAUUGAUCUUCAUUCCAGUCUUGAAUCCGCAAUGGGCCAAAUUGAAGAGUUAAAAUCAAAGAACAGCCAGUCUAGUAGAAAUCUGAAGCCAAUAUCCGAAAUAUCUGAGGCAGAGAAAUCACUUCUAACAAAGGAUAUCAUGCUUGAUCAGAAAUCUGAAUGUUCAUCCCCUGGAAAUAAAUGGAAAGAACAGGUUGCAACUGAUAAUCAAGUCUUAGAAUUAUGGGAAGCUGCAGAUAGAGAUGGAAGCAUCGGGCUCACUGUUUGCAAGUCAAAGAAAAUGAUUUCACCAUCAGCUGAUAAAAUCACUGAUUUCUGUCGGGUUAAAUCAAUAAACAAAAGGAAAGAUAAAUCUCUUAUUUCAGAUGCAUCGAUUGAAAAUGAGUUGAGUGUGGACAAGUUAGAGAUCUCCAAACGAUCGACUGAGGCCCUUCGGAAAGAGAAUAAGAAGAAUAUCUUAGACAGGCUUAACUUGGAUACUCAGAAACUGAUGAAUCUUGAAAUUACAGUUCAAGACUUAAAGAGGAAUCUCGAAAUUACUGAGAAGAGCAAAAGGGGAAAAGCUGUUAUUGAAUGUGAGAAACUGAAGGGACAGCUUGAAGAAGCUGACAUGACCAUCCUGAAGUUGUUUGAUCUCAGCAAGAAAUUGAUGAAACGUGUUGGAAACAGCUCCUUCUUCGAUGCCAACUCCUCAUUUGAGUCUGACGAGGAUGGAAGUGCUAGCAGGCGGAGAAUCUCAGUCCAGACUAGAAGAAUUUCUGAAAAAAUUGCGCGAUUGCAAUUGGUUGUACAGAAGUUCCAGUUUGUUUUGCUGAAACUUGAUGGUGAAAAGGAAGUGGGGGUUAAAUCCACAAUGUCUGAAACAAGAAGAAGAAUUCUUCUGCGGGAUUAUCUUUAUAAUGGGAGAAGAACGAUUCACAGGCGAAAGAAAUCACAAUUUUGUGCAUGUGCACAGCCUUCAACGACAGAAGAUUGAGGAUCAAGCAUCGAAAUGAGGUUUGUCUGCAUGUUAAAAGUAGUUUUAAUUAGUGU